AUGAUCCGCCUCUGGAACGCCGGAACCGGCCUGCAGCGCGGCUCCGCCAAAGAUAACGGCCAUUCCAGCUGGGUGCGCGCUGUUCGCUUCUCGCCGAUGGGCCGACUACUCGCCACCGCCUCGGAUGAUAUGUCUGUUCGCAUCAGCGACGCCAAUACCGGCUUCACCUAUCGCAUGCUCAAGGGUCACACGGGGAAAGUACGCGCGGUCGAGUUCGCCCCUGAUGGUCGAACUGUUGCCUCUGCUUCGGAUGAUUCUACUCUUCGGUUAUGGAAUCCCAGUUCGGGCGCCCUGCUGAAAACAUUCUCGGGCCAUCUGGGUUGGGUGCGUGCUGUAGCUUAUUCGCCCGAUGGAAAGACUCUCGCUUCGGUGUCAGACGAUAACUCAGUCCGGCUUUGGGAUGCGGCUUCUGGGAACCAACUCCACCAGAUGAAUGGGCAUUCAGCGUCUAGUCGGGCGGUGUGCUUUUCUCCCGAUGGUCGGCUGGUUGCCUCUGGGUCGCUGGAUAAGACGGUGCAUAUUUGGGAUACGGCUUCUGGGGCUCUGCUUCAUGUUCUUGGUCAUUCGGGUCCUUUGCGCUUAAUGGCUUUCUCAGGGGACGGGAGAUGGAUGGCUUCUGCGGCGGAUGACUUGACGAUUCGGGUGUGGGAUGCGUCGUUUGCAUGUGUGCGUGUUGUCACUGGCUAUUCGGGCUGGGUUCGGGCAAUUAAACUCUCUGAUGGACACAUGGUCGUUUAUACGUCGGAUGACAUGACUAUCAAGAUUUGGUCGUGA
Penicillium antarcticum is the source of this 774-nucleotide messenger RNA. RefSeq names its product WD40 repeat domain-containing protein. The transcript has a single exon. NCBI's taxonomy places the organism in Eukaryota, Fungi, Ascomycota, Eurotiomycetes, Eurotiales, Aspergillaceae. Gene Ontology annotation, molecular function: protein binding. The record is from RefSeq and is a predicted model, not a curated record. The coding region runs from base 1 to 774 and encodes 257 amino acids.